CAAACAACAAACCUGCAUCACUUGCUCUGCUUUGUGUAUUUAUCUCAGGAAGGUGACCAAAGAAAGCCUCGUGGAAACUAGUAGCAAUAUCACAGAGAGCCUGAUGUCUGUCAGCAGGAUGAUGGCUGAACAAGUGAAGCAGAGUGAGGACACCAUCGGCGUCCUGGGCACUUCCUCCAGGACAGUGCAGGAAACCAACGAGGAGUUCAGGAGCAUGACAGGAACCAUCCACCUGGGCAGGAAGCUGAUCUUCAAGUACAACCGCCGGGAGCUGACAGACAAGCUGCUGAUCUUCCUGGCUA
Molecule: messenger RNA, 302 nt
Organism: Monopterus albus (swamp eel)
Lineage: Eukaryota; Metazoa; Chordata; Actinopteri; Synbranchiformes; Synbranchidae
Product: vesicle transport protein SEC20-like
Exons: 2
Biological process (GO): retrograde vesicle-mediated transport, Golgi to endoplasmic reticulum
Cellular component (GO): SNARE complex; endoplasmic reticulum
Molecular function (GO): SNAP receptor activity
Source: RefSeq, a predicted model, not a curated record